AUGCGUGAGAUUGUGCAUCUCCAAGUGGGCCAAUGUGGCAACCAAGUCGGCUCUGCUUUCUGGCAGACCAUCUCGGGCGAACAUGGCCUGGAUAGCAGUGGCAUGUACAGCGGAACCUCUGACCUCCAGCUCGCGCGUAUGAACGUCUACUUUAACGAAACGUCCAGCAACAAGUAUGUGCCGCGCGCCGUGCUUGUUGACCUGGAACCCGGCACGAUGGACGCGGUGCGCUCCGGUCCGUUUGGUCGGCUUUUCCGUCCCGACAACUUUGUCUUCGGACACUCGAGCGCCGGCAAUAACUGGGCCAAAGGCCACUACACCGAGGGCGCCGAGUUGGUUGACCAAGUGCUGGACGUUGUCCGCCGCGAGGCCGAAGGCUGCGACUCCCUCCAAGGCUUCCAGAUCACGCACUCGCUCGGUGGCGGUACGGGCUCCGGCAUGGGCACGCUGCUGAUUUCCAAGAUUCGUGAGGAGUUCCCGGAUCGUAUGAUGGCUACCUUCAGUGUAGUGCCGUCUCCCAAGGUGUCCGAUACCGUCGUGGAGCCGUAUAAUGCUACGCUCUCGGUCCACCAGCUGGUUGAGAACUCCGAUGCGACUUUCUGUAUCGACAACGAGGCUCUGUACGAUAUUUCCAAGCGUACCUUGAAGCUAUCGAUUCCUACGUAUGGCGACCUUAACCACCUCGUGUCAACCGUCAUGUCCGGCGUGUCAACUUCGCUGCGCUUCCCCGGACAACUGAACUCCGACCUUCGCAAGAUGGCCGUCAACAUGGUGCCCUUCCCCCGCCUGCACUUCUUCAUGGUCGGCUUUGCGCCCCUCACUAGCCGUGGCUCGCACUCGUUUCGCGCCGUCUCUGUCCCCGAGCUCACCCAGCAGUUGUUUGACCCCAAGAAUAUGAUGGCCGGCUCCGAUUUCCGAAACGGUCGCUUCCUGACGUGCUCGGCCAUCUUUCGCGGAAAGGUUUCUAUGAAGGAGGUGGAGGACCAGAUGCGCAAGCUUCAGCAGAAGAACUCGGCUUACUUUGUCGAGUGGAUUCCCAACAACGUGCAGACGGCGCUGUGCUCUGUCCCGCCGCAGGGGCUGAAGAUGUCGUCCACCUUUGUCGGUAACUCGACCGCCGUCCAAGAGAUUUUCAAGCGCGUCGGCGAGCAGUUCACGGCCAUGUUCCGUCGCAAGGCCUUCUUGCACUGGUAUACUGGAGAAGGCAUGGACGAGAUGGAGUUUACCGAAGCCGAGUCUAACAUGAAUGACCUGGUGGCAGAGUACCAGCAGUAUCAGGACGCGGGCAUCGAUGACGACGUCUACGGUGAGGAGGAUCAUGGAGAGGAGGAAGUCCCUGCCGAGGUCUAG
Molecule: messenger RNA, 1350 nt
Organism: Hirsutella rhossiliensis
Lineage: Eukaryota; Fungi; Ascomycota; Sordariomycetes; Hypocreales; Ophiocordycipitaceae
Product: tubulin/FtsZ family, GTPase domain-containing protein
Exons: 7
Coding region: 1-1350 (449 amino acids)
Biological process (GO): microtubule cytoskeleton organization; mitotic cell cycle
Cellular component (GO): microtubule; cytoplasm
Molecular function (GO): structural constituent of cytoskeleton; GTPase activity; GTP binding
Source: RefSeq, a predicted model, not a curated record